AUUGGAGCAGAUAUUUGUGGUUUCUUUGAAGAUGUCACAGAGGAACUUUGUAGACGAUGGAUGCAAGUGGGAGCAUUUUACCCAUUUUCCAGGAAUCACAAUACUGAAAAAUGCAUACCCCAGGAUCCUGCUGCCUUUGGAGCUGAUUCAGUUUUGGUGAAAUCCUCAAAGCACUACUUGAAUAUCCGCUAUACGUUGCUGCCCUACCUUUAUACGCUCUUCUACAAAGCUCAUACCAGAGGAGACACGGUGGCACGGCCGGUUCUCCAUGAGUUUUAUUCUGAUGAAGCAACAUGGAGUGUGGAUAAGCAGUUCUUGUGGGGUCCUGGGCUCCUCAUUACCCCUGUGCUUGAUCCAGGCAUGGACGUCAUCCAAGCAUAUAUCCCUGAUGCAGUCUGGUACGAUUAUGAUUUGGGCGCAAAAAUCUGGUUGAGAAAACAGUGGACAGAUAUGUACCUUCCUGCAGACAAGAUGGGGCUUCACCUGAGAGGAGGCUAUAUCUUUCCUUUCCAACAGCCGGCCACCACAACAGUGGCAAGCCGUAAGAAUCCUAUGGGACUUAUCGUUGCACUGGAUGACAAUAGUGAAGCAGUUGGGGAGUUAUUCUGGGAUGAUGGAGAAUCGACAGGUACUGUUAACAGCAAGUCCUACAUUUCCUAUGACUUUAAAGUUUCCAAUAACGUUCUACAAAUGAAUGUCACAAACAACAACUAUGCCAAUCCAAACAACCUGACUUUUGAAGAAAUCAAAAUAUUGGGAUUGCUCCAGGAACCAGUGUCAGUUACUGUGUUGCAGAACAGCAAUGUGCAAAAUUUUUCUCAUAAUAUCACCUAUGAUCCUGUAAAUAAGGUUGCUCUCAUACAAGGACUCCAGCUCAAACUGGGAAAAUCCUACUCAUUAAGGUGGACGCUAGGAACCAGUGUCAAUGAAAAAUAUGAUUGUCAUCCUGGUCUGAACGCUUCCAAGGAAAAAUGUGAACAGCUCGGGUGUGUCUGGACUGAAGAUACCUCCAAUUUAGAUGUUCCGUACUGCCAUUACAAUGGCCCUGACAACGGUUAUUCUGUUGCUGAUGUAAAAUACACAUCGUCAGGUGUGACAGCCAAUCUCACUUUCAACAAGAGCAACCUCAAAGCCUAUGAGAACUCAACAUUACCCAUCAGUACCCUUCGCCUGGAGGUGAAAUAUCACAAGAACCAUAUGCUGCAAUUUAAGAUUUAUGAUUAUGCAAAUGAACGAUAUGAGGUGCCGGUACCACUAAAUCUCCCCGAGUCCCCAGAGAGCACAGUCAAGAAUCGACUUUAUGACGUGACAAUUCAGAACAAACCAUUUGGCAUCCAGAUUCGACGCAGAAGCACAGGGACAGUGAUUUGGGAUUCUCAGCUACCGACUUUCACCUUCAGUGACAUGUUCAUUCAGAUUUCUACCCGUUUGGCAUCCCAAUAUUUGUAUGGCUUUGGUGAAACCGAACACACCAUGUUUCGACGUGACAUGAACUGGCACACCUGGGGAAUGUUCACCAGGGAUCAGCCUCCGGGGUACAAGUUGAAUUCAUAUGGUGUCCACCCAUUCUACCUGGGUCUUGAAGAAGACAGCAACGCCCAUGGAGUUCUCUUGCUUAACAGCAAUGCAAUGGAUGUGACCUUCCAGCCUACGCCUGCUCUGACUUAUCGCACAACUGGGGGAAUUCUGGACUUUUACAUGGUUUUGGGCCCAACACCAGAGCUCGUCGUUCAGGAAUACACAGCACUGAUUGGACGACCAGUCAUGCCACCCUACUGGGCACUGGGAUUCCAGUUAUGCCGCUACGGAUAUGAAAAUGACACUGAAAUCGCCAAGUUGGUGGAAGAAAUGAAAGCAGCCGGGAUACCCUAUGAUGUCCAGUACGCAGAUAUUGAUUAUAUGGAACGGCAACUGGACUUCACCCUUAACCCACGUUUCACUGGGUUACCGGAUCUAAUAAAAAAAAUACAAGAAGAAGGAAUGAGGUUUAUCCUAAUCCUGGAUCCAGCCAUAUCUGGUAAUGAAACUGAUUACCCUGCUUUCACAAGAGGUUUGGAGAAGGACGUCUUCAUAAAAUGGCCCAAUACCGAUGACAUUAUCUAUGCAAAGGUCUGGCCAGAUCUUCCCAACGUAGAAGUUAAUGACUCACUGGCUUGGGAAACCCAAGUGGAGCUCUACCGAGCGUAUGCAGCUCUUCCAGAUUUCUUCCGCAAUUCCACAACUGAGUGGUGGAUGAGAGAAAUCACUGAAGUCUACUCCAAUCCACACAAUGCAUCGAGAAGCUUGAAGUUUGACGGCCUAUGGAUUGACAUGAACGAACCUGCAAGCUUCGUUAAUGGUGCUGUUGGCGGCUGUAGAAAUCAACAGCUCAACUUUCCACCAUAUGUACCCCACUUAGGAUCUAGAUCAGAGGGAUUGAUUUUCAAAACGCUUUGCAUGGAAGGUCAACAAUAUCUCCCAGAUGGUUCCCCAGUCAGUCACUACAAUGUCCACAACCUUUAUGGAUGGUCGCAAACAAAACCUACCCUUGAUGCCUUGCGGAAUAUCACAAAGGAGCGAGGAAUUGUCGUCACCCGUUCAACCUACCCCAGCAGCGGAAAGUGGUCGGGACAUUGGCUGGGGGACAACACUGCGGCCUGGAAUCAGCUCGAUAAAUCCAUCAUUGGUCUGAUGGAGUUUAGUCUGUUUGGAAUAUCUUACACAGGAGCAGAUAUCUGUGGCUUCUUUGGAGACUCGGAGGAUGAGCUGUGUGCUCGAUGGAUGGAGCUGGGGGCCUUUUUCCCAUACUCAAGGAAUCACAAUGGGAAAGGAUCCAGGAGGCAAGAUCCUGUUGCCUGGAAUUCAACAUUUGAAGAAAUUUCCAGGAAAGUGCUAAAUAUAAGAUACACCCUCUUACCCUAUUUGUACACAUUAAUGUAUAAAGCCAACGCUCAUGGCAGCACCGUGGUCCGCCCUCUGCUCCAUGAGUUUGUGGAAGACAAAACGACCUGGGAAAUAUAUAAACAGUUUCUAUGGGGACCGGCACUGCUCAUCAGCCCUGUACUGGAACAGGGUGCGGUAGCAGUGAAUGCUUACCUACCAAAUGCCCGCUGGUAUGAUUACCACACAGAUGAGUAUAUUGGCUUUAGGGGACAAUUCAGAAAUUUACCAUCUCCUUUGGGACAUAUCAACCUCCAUAUCCGAGGUGGUUACAUCCUUGCUCAGCAAAGCCCUGCUAAUACAACAUUUUACAGCCGAAAAAACCCAUUGGCACUUACUGUUGCUUUGAAUGAUAGUCAACUUGCAGAAGGCCAGCUUUAUUGGGAUGAUGGGGUGCGCAUUGAUGCAUAUGAAGAUAGUGUAUAUCUGCUGACCUCAUUUACUGCUCAUCAGAACGUUUUAGAGAUAAAGGUUUUGCACCAUGGUUAUGCUGAUCCAAAUAAUUUGAAGUUUACUCAAAUUAAAAUUUUGGGGGUGACCUCAAACAUUCGGGAAGUGACGGUAUUGCAGAAUGAUGAAGCAAUCCAGUCUCCUCAUGUUGUGUCCUACAACAGCCAAAAACAGGUCCUGGAAAUCACCCGCCUUGAACUUGAAUUAGGCAAAGACUACACAUUACAAUGGAGCUAA
This is a messenger RNA of Cariama cristata (Red-legged seriema), 3606 nucleotides long. RefSeq names its product putative maltase-glucoamylase-like protein FLJ16351. Gene Ontology annotation, molecular function: carbohydrate binding; alpha-1,4-glucosidase activity. Gene Ontology annotation, biological process: carbohydrate metabolic process. Lineage: Eukaryota; Metazoa; Chordata; Aves; Cariamiformes; Cariamidae. The record is from RefSeq and is a predicted model, not a curated record.